AUGACGAAAGAUGUUAGUAAACGGAGACGUCAAUCAUUCUCGAAGGUUCGAAAGUUCCCUCCUGAAGAAGAUUUGGCUUAUCCCAUCAAGCUUCCUUCCACCCGAGGGCUGGGCAGAAGCAUCAACAAGACCGGUGUUUCCAGAGCUCCUGUACGGCCAACCCAACGACAAGGCAAAUUGUCAACCAUCCAACCGAUUGUGUCCGAAUCUCGUCAAAAAGAAUUGAACCAACUUGCCCUCAGUGUGCACUACUUGCAGACACAGUUGCCCAAGGAAAUUCGAGCAGCAGGUUUUUCCAGGACGGCUCCUGUCUAUGAGAUUGAAGAUCUAUCCGGUUCACCGGGAGUGAUUCGAAAAAAGAGUCAAAAGAAAACAUGCCCAAUCGAUGGAAAACCUGGUUCGGCAUAUGUGCAUUGUGUCGAGGGAGUCGACAAUGUUGGAGAUGCAACUCAUAUGCUCAGCUAUUCGUGGAAAUAUGCGAUUGGGGAUAUCAUUGACACUCUGGUGGACUUUUGCGACAAGAAUGACAAAAAUCCCAAGCGGACCUACGUGUGGAUCUGCUGUCUAUGCAUCAAUCAACACCGCGUUGUUAAACAGACAAUGCUGGAAGAAAAAGGCACCGUGGAAACGGAAACUGUGGACUUUUUGUCUCUUUUUGGGGAUCGAGUCACAUCGAUUGGAACCAUCGUUGCCAUGAUGGCUCCUUGGAGUGCCCCAACUUAUUUGACCAGAGUCUGGUGUGUUUUUGAAAUCUACACUGCCUACCAGAAAGGCUGCAAUAUCAUCAUUGCCAUGCCACCCGCUCAGACCAAAGCGUUAGAAAAAGAUCUCUUGUUUGGCAAUAAUCCAAAGACUGACAAUUUAGACCGUCUGUACGAAGUCUUGGCCAGUACCAAGGUACAGAAUGCCAAAGCAACCUUUGAAAAGGAUCGUAUUGCGAUUUUGGAUAUCGUGAAAGUAAAUCCGGGAUAUGCUAUACUCAACAACCGUGUCAAUGAGCUGUUGCGAGGUUGGAUCCGCGGGGUUAUCACGCAACUGGUUGCCAAGAAGGAAGCCAAACGGGCCAUUCAGACCCAGAGCCUGUGGUCCCGAUACUUCCUCUGCGGCUUGAUUCAAGUAUGGCGCGACAUAAGGUAUGCUAACUUUUGCCAUCUUGUCGGAGUCUUGUUGAAUAACAAUGAAGAGAAUGACGCCGCUCUGGAAAGUAUCCACAAGGCCAAAUCCAUCCGGGAAAAUACACGCGGCGAGAAUCACCCUGAUGUCGCACUGUCGCUGAGCAUCAUUGGCAUCAUCCUCUAUUCCAAGGGAGACUACGAUGCGUCUUUAGAGGCGCACGAAAGAGCCCUGAAAAUCCGACAAUCUGCAUUGGGAAAGAACCAUCUUGACACGGCCACUUCUCACCGCCAAAUCGGGGCUGCCCUGGAAGCCAAAGGUCUGUAUCAACAAAGCCUUGACGAGCAUCGCAAGGCUCUAGCUAUCCGGCGAGCACAGCUCAAAGGCGAGAAUCACGAGGCCAUUGGCGAGUCUUAUGGGAGUAUUAGUUCAGUGAUGGAGGAGAUGGGAGACUACGAUUCGGCCAUUGAACACUGCAGAAAAGCCAUUGCAAUACGCGAAACAUGCAAUGGUCACAAUCACCCCGACACUGCCAGUCUCUAUGGGAUCCUGGGGAGCCAGCUCUUCAAUAAAGGCAACUAUGAUGGUGCACUCGAAGAGACACGGAAAGCCUUGGCCAUUGAGGAAAACAUUUUGGGUAAAGACCACACCGACACGGCUGCCUCCAUUAACAACAUUGGGAUGAUUCUCAAAGCCAAAGGGGACUUGGAAGGUGCGCUUGUAGAGUACGAAAGGGCCUUGGCCGUAUUUGAAAGUUACCAGCGCAAAUACCCCGAAGCCUUGGAGGCUUAUCGAAAAGGACUCAAGAUAAAGCAGGCUGUUCUGGGUCCAGAUCACCCCGAUGUCGCCACAAGCUACAACAACAUUGGGAGUGUGCUCCACGAAAUGGGCAGGUUUGAUGAAGCAGUUGAAGAGCACAAAAAGGCGCUAAAGAUUCGAGAGGAAGUCUAUGGGGCGAACCAUUACAAGUUGGUGGGAUCAUACAACAAUAUUGGUGGCGCCUUGCAAAGCAAAGGAGACUAUGAGGGAGCAUUGGAUGCGCUUAGAACGUCGCUUGAUAUCACUGAGGCAACAUUAGGCAAAAGGACACCUGAGGCAAAGGAGUUGUUGGACAAGAUUUACUGGCUGCUUCGUGCAACGGCAUGA
Messenger RNA from Seminavis robusta, 2259 nucleotides. The record is from the annotation of a GenBank genome assembly. Lineage: Eukaryota; Bacillariophyta; Bacillariophyceae; Naviculales; Naviculaceae.